Molecule: messenger RNA, 3176 nt
Organism: Aureobasidium pullulans EXF-150
Lineage: Eukaryota; Fungi; Ascomycota; Dothideomycetes; Dothideales; Saccotheciaceae
Exons: 2
Coding region: 152-2944 (930 amino acids)
Biological process (GO): ubiquitin-dependent protein catabolic process; protein ubiquitination
Molecular function (GO): ubiquitin protein ligase activity
Source: RefSeq, a predicted model, not a curated record
GAUGCCUUGUCUUUGGCCCAACUUGUGUCGACGUGCACUCUCUCGGCGCCUUGUCUUUGGUCCAACUUGUGUCGACGUGCACUCUCUCGGCUCAGCUGGUCAUGGUCUCAUUUUAAUGGCUGUUUGAGACGAAGACACGAGCCAGCCCGGAAUGUCCGCUAACUCGUCCUUGGUGCCGUCGUCGUCGGACCUGCUGCUCCUCGUGCCCCGCCUGGCGCGCAACAUGGUCCAUCUGGCGCAACGCUUCCUGCCCGAUCAGAACAUGUCAGCUAUGGCGCCUGACGCUACGCCAUCGCAACUGCUCAACAUGACGGCCUCGCUCGUUCAGCAGCCUGUCACCUCGGCUGCCGCCCCUGCCGCUGCCGCUACCGCUUCGACCCAAGCCUCCUCGACUGGCUUCAUGUCCUAUCUUACUUUGCCCUGGGCAGACGGAAUCAAGGGCUUCGGCGGCAUGUUCGCCUACAUCGGUUCUCGCUGGGCCCUGGCUACCUUUGCCAUCUCCAUCUUUCUCAACCGCACCCAUUUCUACGCUUCGUCUCGCCAGAACUUGAACCCCCGCUGGCAUACCCGCCUACUGCUAUACUCCGGUCCCGUCUUGCUUCUCUCGUACCACGUUUUGUGCAUUCUCCAGACUCUCAAGUGCCAAACCUCUCCCGACUAUCCCCUGUUGCGAUAUGGAGACCCCAACAAGAACCUGGCAAUCAAUUUUGGCGGAGAUGGUGGCUUUGUGCACCACUUCAGCUCCAGUCUUUUGUUCUGGAAGUCCGAUGCCGAAUGCUGCCGCGCAAUGAACAUGUCUCUGCAGGACGACAAGUUCCUCGAUGUCAUGGGUUCCUUCUCGUUACUUUGGCCUCUGUUCCUGACUCUCUGCUUCAGUCAGUUUAUCGAAACGCUAAACUGUGCUCUCCAGGGAAGACAACCUUUACCCGAGACCGGAAUGACCACCUUUGAGCAUUCUCUGGCCUUUGCCGAGUCGGAAGCCAUGCUCACCAAUGCUCUCGGCCUUAGUAUAUUUGGCCCAGCCGACUCGACCUCUCGCUCGAACGCCGACGUCUCUGAUGCCUCGGAUAUUUCCUCUGUAUUGUUGACCAAGUCUAUGGUUCUGCAGCGUCUCAAUGUUCCCUCAGAAGUCUUGCUCAUCGCCCUCAUUUCGUGUCUGAGCCAUAUAAGCAGUGCCGUGCUUGCCAUCACCGGCCGGAGACACCAGCUUCGCCUUGUCAAUACGGCUAUAUGGGCUAUGUGCUACAUGACCGCCUUUUGUUGGAGCCUUGUCAAUGCGCUUUCUAGCCCUCUUGGCCCGCAUGAUCUUGGUAUUAUCCGCUUUCCUACCGUGUGUAUCAUUGGUUUUAUCCCUCAUAUGCUUAUCAUCCUGGGCAUCAUGGUUUGUUCACUCAUCUAUGGCGUGGCCUUGUUGCUAAACGCCCUGUCACUUCCGCCCCAUGCGCCGCCAAAUCCUUCCAUCAAGGAGCGCUUCUCUAUAGCUUUCAACAACAUGCAAGCCAAUGUCCAGUUCUCAUCUGUUUCCUCAAUGAGGCUGAGUUGGACCGAGGACUUUUACACGGUUCUGCUCAAGAUAGGUUUCAAUGUCCUCACGGCCGCAAGUGAGUCUGUGUUCCUAAAUGAAGGAAGCAAGAUCCAGAUCCAUGCCAUGACUUGGCUCGAGGAAGAGCGGAUCCAGGAGUUCACGUCCAUGUUGGAGGACCGUCGCCGAGCAAGUCUUAUACCAUCCGAGUUGCUUGAUGAACGCAUCGCGAAAGGCUUGAGCUUUACGGACCACAAAACCAUGCCUUCAAGAUCAGGGUUUGCGACGGAGCGAAGGUCUAAAUCGUCUGCGGAUACUGCUAGUAGGGGAACUAUCAACAACGACAAUGGACUUGGAAUCGCAGAACGCCGGGGUCGAUGGCAGCUCAGUUUUGAGUUUAUGAAAGGAUUGCUCUUGCUACUUGUCAGCAUCAACGGUCGUCUUGCCUUGUCAUGUCUGUCGAUGCUGGGCAUUGAGAGAGUACCGAACUGGCUCACAAGAGCCGCUGACUACAGGCGGUCACCUGCUUCUGCAUCGACAAAGCAACGAAACGGCCAACAAGCAUCAACACCAGACUUUUGGCUUGUCUCAGAGCGAGGCGUGCUGUCGUUGCCAGAAGAUGGCAAUGUUGACGUUGAAGACGAGAUGCGUAGAAGACUACGGGCUCAAGGUCUUCCUGGUGCCGGUAUUGCAGAAGAUGCUGUCGACGACGAUCUUUAUCAAUGGUGGAAGCGUGGAGGGUGGUGGGGAGAUCUUGACAACAGCGGAAGCUACGAAGCUCGAGAGCAGGACGAUGACACGACUAGCAUGAUAUCCAUGUCGACAAACGCCCCAAGCGAAGCGGACUCGGAAGAGGACAGUGGCAGAAGAACACCCACCCAAGAAGACUACAUUCGUAGUCGAGAGCAGAGCCCUUCCGGUCUAAAAGUAGCCGACCUGGCACGACUGCUGGAUCCAAAGACAACAGCGGACAGAGAGGAAGCUCAGAUGCUCGCCCGCCACCUCCAGAGCGAGCAACCCAUGACCCGCUCACAAUACCGCCGACGUAUGAAUCGUGACAAAGCGAGAGUGUUGGACACUCCAUACCUCGAGUCGGCAUUCAAAGAAGGUACCGAUGGCGCCAUGAGCACAGCCGCAGAAGCAGAAACACUAGAGAAAUUCCUCCUCGAGCGACGACUGACUAAACGUCAGCAAGAGCCGGAGGGAGGUGCCGGAUCGUGGGACUCUGGCGCAGAAGGCAUGGGGUCCAGUGGGCCUCAGUGCGUCGUCUGCCAGAGCAGUCCUCGUGUAAUUGUUGCAUGGCCCUGUGGCUGUCUCUGUGUUUGCGAUGAAUGCAGAGUUGGCGUUGCUACUCGAAACUUCACAAAAUGCAUGUGCUGCAGGACGAAAGUGGUGGCAUUUUCCAGGCUGUUUGUUCCGUAGAUGUGACUUCUGUCUUUUCCGAGCGUACAUAGCGAGCAAUCUCUCAUUACCACCCUUGUUUCGAGCCGAAGGUAUCUUCCACUGCUUCAAGUAUUUUCCCAAUCUUGGGCAUCACGUGCGAUGCUCGGGGUGUGUAAUAUUGACACCAGGCUCUGGUGUAGCCUGUGUCGAGCAGACUGACAAUGCUGCUCACACCGAACACGGGCGAAGAGUGGAGCAUAGACAGGCGCUG